Messenger RNA from Delphinapterus leucas (beluga whale), 2444 nucleotides. It is a transcript of the gene CACNG8, whose product is annotated as calcium voltage-gated channel auxiliary subunit gamma 8. The record is from RefSeq and is a predicted model, not a curated record. Gene Ontology annotation, molecular function: channel regulator activity; voltage-gated calcium channel activity. Gene Ontology annotation, cellular component: postsynaptic density membrane; AMPA glutamate receptor complex. NCBI's taxonomy places the organism in Eukaryota, Metazoa, Chordata, Mammalia, Artiodactyla, Monodontidae. Gene Ontology annotation, biological process: transmission of nerve impulse; postsynaptic neurotransmitter receptor diffusion trapping; regulation of AMPA receptor activity.
GAGAUCUUUUUAUUAAUCGGAGGUGGGUGGAUGUAAAAUGAAGGCUCUGUGACCCCCCUAAUUCUGGAGGAAGGAGCUGGUCCCCUUCAGAGGGAGAAGGGAUGAUGACCCCUCUCACAUCCCGGAGCUUUCGAAUUGGGGGUGUCCCCUGCUCCCUCCUUUGCUGCUGCUGACAGAUGGACUAAAGGAAGAACCCCUAAAACCAAGCAGAGUGCCCCCCAAAUCGACAAAAUGAAAAGAUCUUCGAAUCUUUAUAUGAUGAAGAAUUUCCAUCAUUCGCCUCCCCUCGCCAUCCCCUCCUUAUCCCGGUCCUAGGGGGCCCAGCAGGGGAAUGGGUACAUCCUGUGGUCACAGGCUCACCCUCCCACCCCCCUUGGAGGCAGAAACCUGCUAGGACAGUGGAGGUGGUGGUGCUGGUGGUGAGGGGGCACAGAAGCGGGGAGAAGAGGCCGAGAGAUGGAGAGGAGAGGAAACUCAGCGUCUUUCUGGAGAGGAAAGACAGGAAGCGGCCAGAAGUGAGGCCAGGGAGGCCACAGGGAUGUCAGUGUCCAGGGCACUGUUGAAUGGGGCCAGGGCAGGGGCCGUGCGUGGGCAGGCAGGAGUGGAGGUGAGGAGAGAACACACGUGUGGGGCACUAGGCCCAGUUGCCAUGGAGACACCCCCCCCAUAGACAACCUUUCCAACACCCCUCCUUGGAGCAGACCCAGUGAGGGCCAGCUGAUGGGGGCGGAAGAGGCCAAGGUCACCCUGGUACUGGGACCCAGAAUCAGCUGCCGACCAUGGCUGCCUUCUGACCCCGUCCCCGGCCUCAGCCUCCUCCUCGCCGCCCCCUCCCCAGCCCCUGGCCCCGGGCCCCCCACUUCUGCCUGCGCUGUGACCCCCCCAGCCGCCGGCACGGCCCCGCCCCCGCUGCCCCGGUGGUGGCCCACGGCCCCCCGGCUGCCCGUGGUCAAACUGGAGUCGCUGAAGCGCUGGAACGAAGAGAGGGGCCUCUGGUGCGAGAAGGGGGUGCAGGUGUUGCUCACCACGGUGGGCGCCUUCGCAGCCUUCGGCCUCAUGACCAUUGCCAUCAGCACGGACUACUGGCUCUACACACGCGCCUUCAUCUGCAACACCACCAACCUCACGGCUGGCGACGACGGGCCCCACCACCGCGGGGGCAGUGGCUCCUCGGAGAAGAAGGACCCCGGCGGACUCACCCACUCGGGCCUCUGGAGGAUCUGCUGCCUGGAAGGGUUGAAAAGAGGCGUCUGCGUGAAGAUCAACCAUUUCCCGGAGGACACGGACUACGACCAUGACAGCGCGGAGUAUCUGCUCCGAGUCGUCCGGGCCUCCAGCAUUUUCCCCAUCCUCAGCGCCAUCCUGCUGCUGCUCGGGGGCGUGUGCGUGGCGGCCUCCCGGGUCUACAAGUCCAAGAGGAACAUCAUUCUGGGAGCAGGGAUCCUGUUCGUGGCAGCAGGCCUGAGCAACAUCAUCGGCGUGAUCGUGUACAUCUCGGCCAACGCGGGCGAGCCGGGCCCGAAGCGGGACGAGGAGAAGAAGAGCCAUUACUCGUACGGCUGGUCCUUCUACUUCGGCGGGCUGUCGUUCAUCCUGGCCGAGGUGAUCGGCGUGCUGGCCGUCAACAUCUACAUCGAACGCAGCCGCGAGGCGCACUGCCAGUCUCGCUCGGACCUGCUCAAGGCCGGCGGGGGCGCGGGCGGCAGUGGCGGGAGCGGCCCCUCGGCCAUCCUCCGUCUGCCCAGUUACCGCUUCCGCUACCGCCGCCGCUCCCGCUCUAGCUCCCGCUCCAGCGAGCCGUCGCCGUCGCGGGACGCGUCUCCCGGCGGCGCCGGGGGCCCGGGCUUCGCCUCCACGGACAUCUCCAUGUACACGCUCAGCCGCGACCCGUCCAAGGGCAGCGUGGCCGCGGGGCUGGCUAGCGCCGGUGCCGGCGGCGGGGCGUACGGCGGCGCGGCGGGGGGCGCGGGGGGCGGUGGCGGCGGCGGGGCGGGCUCAGAGCGGGACCGCGGGGGGGCGUCCGGCUUCCUCACGCUGCACAACGCCUUCCCCAAGGAGGCGGGCGGCGGCGUCACGGUCACGGUCACCGGGCCGCCCGCCGCGCCUGCGCCCGCCGCGCCCGCGCCCGCCGCGCCAGCCCCCGGGACCCUGGCCAAGGAGGCCGCCGCCUCCAACGGCAACACGCUCAACAGGAAAACCACGCCCGUGUAGGGGCGCGACGGGGGGCGCCGAGGGGGGCGUGUCCGGGGCGCGUGCGCGGGCGCGCGUGCAACGAGGCUGCCGGGGGUCGGGGGUGCCCCCCUCCUUCCCCGUGAGCGCGCUGGAGACUGCUUGGUGCUCCCCCGCGCCCCUCCCCACCUCUCGGGCGUGGGGGAGCGCCCGCCACCCCCUCCGAAUCAGGGACCCUGAGGGAGGGGGAAGGGAAGGGAGGGGGCCGUUGGGAG